Messenger RNA from Symbiodinium natans, 3185 nucleotides. The record is from the annotation of a GenBank genome assembly. Lineage: Eukaryota; Dinophyceae; Suessiales; Symbiodiniaceae.
AUGGAGAUCCCGGUUGGGAUCUACUCUCGAACCACGCGAGUGAGCUUCCCACAGCUCAAGAAGCAGUCGAAGAUGGCGGCAGCCAUCCCAGAGGAGAGCCGGAAGACGGACAAGGUCAUCAUGGACCGGACCUACUAUGCGACCGAUGACAAGGAAGGAGAGGAGGUCAAGAAGGAGGACCGAGUGAAAGGCUACAAAUACGGGCAGAACAUCGUCCCCAUGUCUGAGUACGAUGAGGCGGCUUUGUCCUACUCGUGCGAGCGCACCCUAACCACUCUGGGCUUCGCGGCUGCGUCGUCCAUCACUCCGGAAAGCAGCAUGCACACCGUGGACACUGUGGCAGCUGACAAGGGCGAUGCCUGGGCGCACUACGCCUUCGAGUCGCUUGUCGAGGCGAUGUUGGCCGAACAGCGGGUCCUCAUUGCUCGGUAUGUGUACAGGAAAGACUCGCAGCCCCACAUGGUUGCUCUCAUUCCAAAGAAAGGCGUGGGAUCGGCUUCUCACAUGGUGCUGCAGUUCCUACCCUUCGAGGAAGAUGUGCGACCUUGGACUUGCGCGUCGCUGCCAGAGUCCACAAGUGAUCAGCGCGCAGCCAUGGCCAAGAUUGUCGAUGGGUUAACCUUAUGCUCGAAGGAUGCUGAGAUGCUCAGGCCAGAGGAGACAAGCAAUCCAUCCUUGACACGCUUCUACGAUUUCUUGGCAUCGCGGGCUGUGAAACCAGGCACCCCACUGCCACCGGCCUCGGCCGAGCUCGGUGAGACCAUCCUCGCCCCACCUGCUGCAGCGCUGGCGCAGCUGGACAAAGUCUUUCCAGAGAAUGACCGGGGUCAACUGAAAACGCUGUUCGGUCUUGAGAAAGUCGAGAAGGCUGUCGGAAAAGGUGGGGCCAAACGCUUCUGGCGCGAGGCCAUUGCGGAGAAGAGCAAGAACUCCGCCGCGUUCUUGGGCGAGGUGGACACCAAGAAGAUAAAGGUGGACGCCUUCACCGGUGUGAAGAAAUCGGAGAAGAAGGAUGAAGAGGAGGAUCGUGCGAACAGGGUUAAGGCGGAAGACUCCCAAGAUCAAGGACCUGGCGGAAUGGCUGUGGCUGUUGGGCCGCCACCCCGGGUCCACAUCGGAUCUGUCCACCCCGAAAGAGACUUUGAGCGCUGGCUUGGCGAGCGGCGAACCGGCGGUGUGGAUGUGGUCGGGCCAGCAAUUGAGCAGAUGUGUGAUGUGAUCUUGCGCUUCGCUGAAGAAGGUGAGGAAUUCCACGGCAAGGCCCUCAGCUGCAUGGCGACCCUCAGGCGUGGUUGUGUUCGCGAAGGCGAAGCAGCCAGCUACAACGAGUUCGCACGAAAAAUUCGCCUGCGGAUGACGAAGCGCCUUGGGCAGCUGUGGGAACGCGUCGUGAAGGACGGAGGCCUGGGCCUCAUCACCGACGCAGAGGUCGUCACAAGCACCGUCACCGCAGCGGACGCAAAAGCAUUCCUCGAAGGCGCACUGCAUGGCAUGUCCAAGAUCUGUUCGCUUAGACCCGGCAACAGCCUCUGCCGCUGGACUUUCCGCGACUGCUACAGCGCAGCAAGGCGCCUGCGCAUUGUACAGAGCCGCGAGAGGGACAUCGAAGAUCGAGGCAUGACGGCCUUGCAUUGGAAGCUUCCAGAAGACUUGCUCAAGAACACUUCUAGCCAGAAGUUACGAGAAGAGGCAGAGUUGGACCUGGCAGAAGAUCGCCUACGACUAGGUGAGGCCUGCCUUGCGGAUGCCCUCAAUCUCGUGGUGCCUGUCGAUGAUGGCCAAGCCCAGCUCGCCGAGGUCGUCGAGGAGCUGGAAAGACAGCGGGCUUCUUUGGAGGCAGCCGAGGCGGCACGAGACUCGUUGCAGGAUGAGGCGUCGGACCUGCUACUCCUGCUCCAUGCCGCGGAGUCGCGCUCUGCUGAGCUGGAGAAGAAGCUCACGGCAAGUGCUCCUUCACGUGCAGCUUUGGCCCUUGAAGCUCUGAGGGAGAGCGGGCUGACAGGGGCUGCUGCCUUGGUUGUCGUGCUUGCCAGGCUCUGCGGAGGCCCCCGUCUGGCUUUCUUGGCGAUUGAUGCUAACAACAGCGGCGCAGUGAGCACGUAUGAGUUCGACAGCGCCUUGCGCUUCCGGCUCGGGCUGGACUACGAGGCGAUCACUGGCCUGAAGCUCCGAAGCUUGUUUAAGGAGUUCGACACGCGGCACUGUGGGCUGGUUUAUGGCGUCGACAUGGUGAGUGCUUUUGCACAAGUUUGGAGACGCUAUGGUAUUCCCGAAGAGGUCGCCAGAGAUCCAUUGCUGAAUCCAGACUUGGAAGGGCCAGCGCAUGACGAGGUUCUUCGUGAACAACAGAGGUGGCUGCGUGAGACCCGUCGCCCGGCCUCGCCCCGAAGCGCACGGUCCAGGCAAAGAUCCUCCUCUCCGCAGGGUUCUCCGACAGAGCUGCGCACGCCAAGGAGCGACAUCCUCCAUCAGAAGGCCAGCGUCUCACCAAGAAUCCGCGAUGAGUGGGAUCGCGGCUAUCGGACGGUUGGCAUUCCCGUGUCCCCCCGCAGUCCGCGGGCACUCGAGUUACCAGGGGUAUCCGCCAGGUCACGCCGCCCCGACACUGUGCCUCCGCUGCAGAUGGGCGCAUCGACUGCAUCGAGGCCGGAGAGGUCUCCAGUUCGUGCCAAUCCAAGGCAAGCAUCAUCCGCAGCGACCGCGCCGCUGUCCAGGCCUGCCAACACGGCGGGCGUGAUGGCCGACGGCAGCCUGGCAGCUUCGAAGCAGUCAAGGACUCUCAUGUCUUCGGCUGGUGGCGCGGCGAGGGUGCGGAGCACAUCGUCUUCUGGCCAUUCGGAGCCGCAGGUCAGCAAGAGGUCCCCCAACCGGGCCGGUGCCAUGCCCGAGGGCGCCGGCGCGCCCCGGCCCGCCACCAAAGAUGUAACUGGCAUGGCACCUGGUGUGACUCCUCCUGGUCCUCCUGCUUCCACCUUGAAGCACCCGCCCGCCAGCACGGCCGGGGCCAUGGCUGCGCCCCAGUCCGCACCCGGCACGAAUCAAAGGUCGAUGCGGGAUGGAGCUCACAGAACCGCGGAUGCGCAGAGGCCUCAGGCCCUCAGCCCGGCACCGCGCGCAGCGUCUUCCUCGAAGUCGGGGAGUGGCGCUGCGGGUGCCCCGCCGGCGCAAAUGCCCCGAGGAGCAAG